AUGGCAAGCCUGCAAGCCUCGUUCCUGGCUGCCUUCAUCCUCCUUGCCAUGAUACUCCAAGCUGUGGAGGCAGGUCCCUAUGGUGCCAACGUGGAGGACAGCAUCUGCUGCCAGGGCUAUAUGCGCCGGCCUCUACAUCAGCGCGUGGUCAGGAAUUUUUAUUGGACUUCUAACUCCUGCCGGAAGCCUGGCGUGGUGUUGGUGACCAACAGACACCUAGAGAUCUGUGCUGACCCCGAUGCGCCCUGGGUGAAGAAGAUCCUCCUGAGGCUCAAAAAAUGA
This is a messenger RNA of Ochotona curzoniae (black-lipped pika), 282 nucleotides long. RefSeq names its product C-C motif chemokine ligand 22 (gene CCL22). NCBI's taxonomy places the organism in Eukaryota, Metazoa, Chordata, Mammalia, Lagomorpha, Ochotonidae. Gene Ontology annotation, cellular component: extracellular region. Gene Ontology annotation, biological process: positive regulation of GTPase activity; chemokine-mediated signaling pathway; neutrophil chemotaxis. The transcript is spliced from 3 exons. The record is from RefSeq and is a predicted model, not a curated record. Gene Ontology annotation, molecular function: chemokine activity; CCR chemokine receptor binding. The coding region runs from base 1 to 282 and encodes 93 amino acids.